Capsella rubella is the source of this 741-nucleotide messenger RNA. Its product is annotated as basic leucine zipper 43. NCBI's taxonomy places the organism in Eukaryota, Viridiplantae, Streptophyta, Magnoliopsida, Brassicales, Brassicaceae. Gene Ontology annotation, biological process: regulation of DNA-templated transcription. Gene Ontology annotation, molecular function: DNA-binding transcription factor activity. The record is from RefSeq and is a predicted model, not a curated record.
UCUCUCUCUGUCUCAUUUUGUCUCUUUCCCUAAAUCUCUCAUUCUGUCACUCUCUAUCUUCUCCAUCUCUCACUUUUGGUGUUCUUUCAUCACAGAGUAUUCAUUUUGAUGAUUAGACAUCUGAAACCCUACAUGGAGCCUGGUGUCCAUCGUUCUCAUUGUUUCGAUAUUCUUGAUGGAGUCCCACCACAAGACGAUCAUUUCAACUCGGCAUUCCUAUCAAACACCGACUUCUCUGUUCAGUUGCAGUCAGUCUCGACCCGCAGCAACAAUCAUCAGUCUCAGUUAGACCCAAAUGCACUGAACAUAUUCCAUCAUGAGGCUCUUGCUCCAGAAGAAAGAAGGGCAAGAAGAAUGGUCUCUAACCGGGAAUCUGCAAGAAGGUCACGUAUGCGCAAGAAGAAGCAGAUAGAAGAGCUCCAGCAACAAGUUGAACAGCUCAUGAUGUUGAAUCAUCACUUGUCUGAGAAAGUCAUCAACUUGUUGGAAAGCAACCACCAGGUCCUGCAGGAGAACUCUCAGCUGAAAGAGAAAGUCUCUUCCUUUCACUUGCUCAUGGCAGAUGUGCUAUUACCCAUGAGAAAUGCUGAGAGCAACAUCAAUGACCGCAAUGUGAAUCUUCUCAGAGGAGAAACGUCAAACCGUCCCACAAACAGCCCCUUUGCCAGUAGUACUAUGAUUGACCCAUAUAUGUUUGACUUCUAUAGCAAUUACUUACUUGCAUUUGUAUAUAGAUUAUAG